Messenger RNA from [Torrubiella] hemipterigena, 3062 nucleotides. The record is from the annotation of a GenBank genome assembly. NCBI's taxonomy places the organism in Eukaryota, Fungi, Ascomycota, Sordariomycetes, Hypocreales, Clavicipitaceae.
CCUCCUUCUCUCUUCCCAACCCAUCAUCCACCUCUCUUCGAUACCCCCCUCAAAGAGACGCAUUGAGAGUUCCAGUGAUUGAAAUAAAUCGCUGCUUCUCCUCCUUCGUCACGUUUUAUACUUCUCUUCAACUACAGCUUGUUGUCGAGAUUUCCUGCGCGGGGUGAAAAUCUUCUAAACCCCGCUUUCAUAUCAAACCGAUUUUUGUGUACAAAGUCAGCGCCGCUGCAAAACCGCCAAAAUGGUCAACUUCACCAUCGAUGAGAUUCGCCAGCUUAUGGACAAGCCUACCAAUGUCCGUAACAUGUCCGUCAUUGCCCACGUCGAUCACGGCAAGUCUACUCUUACCGACUCUCUGCUCGCCAAGGCCGGUAUCAUUUCUACCGCCAAGGCCGGAGAUGCUCGAGCGACCGAUACCCGUGCCGAUGAGCAGGAGCGUGGUAUCACCAUCAAGUCUACUGCCAUUUCCCUGUACGGUACCAUUGAUGAGGAAGACAUCAAGGACGUUGUCGGCCAGAAGACCGAUGGCAACCACUUCUUGAUCAACCUUAUUGACUCCCCCGGUCACGUUGAUUUCUCUUCUGAAGUCACUGCUGCCCUCCGUGUUACUGACGGUGCCCUCGUCGUCGUCGACACCGUCGAAGGUGUCUGUGUCCAGACCGAGACUGUCUUGCGUCAGGCUCUUGGUGAGCGCAUUAAGCCCGUUGUUGUCAUCAACAAGGUCGACCGUGCUCUCCUCGAACUCCAGGUCUCCAAGGAGGACCUUUACCAGUCCUUCUCCCGUACCAUUGAGUCCGUCAACGUCGUCAUCUCCACCUACUUUGACAAGUCUCUUGGUGACGUCCAGGUCUACCCCUACAAGGGUACCGUCGCUUUCGGUUCCGGUCUUCACGGCUGGGCCUUCACUGUCCGUCAGUUCGCCGUCCGUUACGCCAAGAAGUUCGGUGUGGACAAGGACAAGAUGAUGGAGCGUCUCUGGGGCGACAACUACUUCAACCCCCACACCAAGAAGUGGACCAAGAACGGUACCUACGAGGGCAAGCCCCUUGAGCGUGCCUUCAACCAGUUCAUCUUGGACCCCAUCUUCAAGAUCUUCGCUGCUGUCAUGAACUUCAAGAACGAAGACAUUGACACCCUCCUUGAGAAGCUCCAGCUCAAGAUCUCCAACGAGGAUCGCCAGAAGGACGGCAAGCAGCUCCUCAAGGUUGUUCUCCGCACUUUCCUCCCCGCUGCUGACUCUCUCUUGGAGAUGAUGAUUCUCCACCUCCCCUCUCCCGUCACUGCCCAGAAGUACCGUGCCGAGACUCUCUACGAGGGUCCCAUGGACGAUGCUGCUGCCAUUGGUAUCCGUGACUGUGACCCCAAGGGUCCUCUCAUGCUUUACGUCUCCAAGAUGGUUCCCACCUCCGAUAAGGGACGUUUCUACGCCUUCGGUCGUGUCUUCUCCGGUACCGUCCGCUCCGGUCUCAAGGUCCGCAUUCAGGGCCCCAACUACGUUCCCGGCAAGAAGGAGGAUCUCUUCAUCAAGGCUGUUCAGCGUACCGUCCUCAUGAUGGGUGGCAAGGUCGAGGCUAUCGAGGAUAUGCCCGCUGGUAACAUUGUCGGUCUUGUCGGCAUUGACCAGUUCUUGCUCAAGUCUGGUACCCUCACCACUGACGAGACUGCCCACAACCUCAAGGUCAUGAAGUUCUCCGUCUCCCCCGUCGUCCAGCGCUCCGUUCAGGUCAAGAACGGUUCCGAUCUUCCCAAGCUCGUCGAAGGUCUUAAGCGUCUCUCUAAGUCCGAUCCUUGCGUCUUGACUUUCACCUCUCCCUCUGGUGAGCACGUCGUCGCCGGUGCCGGUGAGCUGCAUCUCGAGAUUUGCUUGAAGGAUCUUGAGGAGGACCACGCCGGUAUCCCUCUCAUCAUCUCCGACCCCGUCGUCCAGUACCGUGAGACUGUUGCCGGCAAGUCCAGCAUGACUGCCCUCUCCAAGUCCCCCAACAAGCACAACCGUAUCUACAUGGUUGCUGAGCCCAUCGAUGAGGAGCUCUCUCUCGCCAUUGAGGCUGGCCGCGUUGCCGCCCGUGACGACCCCAAGACCCGUGCCCGUCUCCUUGCUGACGAGUUCGGCUGGGAUGUCACUGAUGGCCAGAAGAUCUGGUGCUUCGGUCCCGACGGCACUGGUGCCAACGUCCUCGUUGACCAGACCCGUGCUGUUCAGUACCUCAACGAAACCAAGGAUUCUUUCGUUUCCGGUUUCCAGUGGGCUUCUCGUGAGGGUCCCGUUGCUGAGGAGCCUAUGCGCUCUAUCCGCUUCAACCUCAUGGAUGUUACCCUCCACGCUGAUGCCAUUCACCGUGGUACCGGUCAGAUCAUGCCUACUUCUCGUCGUGCUAUGUACGCCUCCGUCCUCUUGGCCGACCCUGCUCUUCUCGAGCCCGUCUACCUCGUCGAGAUUCAGGUUCCCGAGCAGGCCAUGGGUGGUGUCUACGGUGUCCUUACCCGCCGUCGUGGUCACGUCUUCAACGAGGAGCAGCGCAUGGGCACUCCUCUGUUCAACAUCAAGGCUUACCUCCCCGUCCUCGAGUCUUUCGGUUUCAACGCCGAUCUCCGUGCCGCCACCUCUGGCCAGGCCUUCCCCCAGUCCGUCUUCGAUCACUGGCAGGUCCUUCCCGGUGGUUCUCCUCUGGACCCCUCCACCAAGACUGGUGCCAUUGUCCAGGAGCUCCGCAAGCGCAAGGGUAUCAAGGUCGAGGUUCCCGGCUACGAGAACUACUACGACAAGCUGUAAAUGGCUUCCUUGGCCAUCGCCUAAUCUAGUAUCUACACUCGCAUGGGCACAUGUCUUGACGUGGUUGCUGUUAAAUUGUUUGGAAUCCUUUAAGGAUUGGUAUUCUUUGGGGCAAAACUCAGGGGAUACCCGAAGUAUGAAAAGAAGAGCCAAGGGAUCCUGCAUUGGGGCCAAACAUGAUGGAAGGAACCGUCACACUUGGCAGUUGGUUUUGUUUUCUUUGUAGUUAUGUCGCCUCCGAUGAAUUGAAAUACAUCAGAAUGAAAAAGAAAUAAAUCUUGUGACUUCG